AUGUCUCAUCCAAUGAGUAAGAAGCUUCUCAAAAGUCAUCUGAAAAUUAGUCACACAACAAACUACAGAUCAGAAUUUUCUCUUUGUAGCCAUGUUGAAUAUAUUGGAGAAGGUUUCCAUGAUUGUAAUAGGUGGGGGAUUUAUAAAAGGAAUGUAGGAAAUUAAUUCAUUGGACUCACAAAUUUCAUUGCCUGGAUGAGAAAUCAGAAGUUACGCAUGGUUGGCUUCAUUCUUACUAGUUUGGCCUUAGCCAGAAUCAAUACGAGAGAGGGUGUUGAGAAUACCGUAAUGAUGCUUGAGAAUAAGGGCACAAAGAACACUACUAGCAUGCAGUCACUUUAUCCUGUGAUUCCAGCCCUGUGGAUCUUUUCUUGUUCGUCCAUUGGUUCUCCUCAGGCUUACAUUACUGAGUCUAAGUAUCAGAUUAAAGUGAGUGAGGAUAUUUGGUUUGCUACCAGCCUCAGUGUCUUCAAUUUCCUCAAGCUGUCCAAUUUUUCCAAUUUCUUCUUUCUCUGACUGAAGGGGAGAGGAGCAUCAGUUUAUCCUUCAGUUUACUAUUUCAAUAUGAUUUGUGGGAACAGAAAACUGAAGCAAGCUUCUAUGAGUCUGAUAAGGCAAAUUAAACCCUGCUUCAAGAAAAUAUAA
Messenger RNA from Mandrillus leucophaeus (drill), 645 nucleotides. Its product is annotated as taste receptor type 2 member 104-like. The record is from RefSeq and is a predicted model, not a curated record. NCBI's taxonomy places the organism in Eukaryota, Metazoa, Chordata, Mammalia, Primates, Cercopithecidae. Gene Ontology annotation, cellular component: membrane. Gene Ontology annotation, molecular function: G protein-coupled receptor activity; bitter taste receptor activity. Gene Ontology annotation, biological process: detection of chemical stimulus involved in sensory perception of bitter taste; sensory perception of taste; G protein-coupled receptor signaling pathway. The transcript has 6 exons.